Messenger RNA from Tricharina praecox, 674 nucleotides. RefSeq names its product peptidyl-prolyl cis-trans isomerase. Gene Ontology annotation, molecular function: peptidyl-prolyl cis-trans isomerase activity. NCBI's taxonomy places the organism in Eukaryota, Fungi, Ascomycota, Pezizomycetes, Pezizales, Pyronemataceae. The coding region runs from base 212 to 538 and encodes 108 amino acids. The record is from RefSeq and is a predicted model, not a curated record. The transcript has 6 exons.
CACGACCAAGCGGGGGAGCAUGAGCCGCGACGCCGAAUACUGAAACCUAGAGUACAACUGGGCACGAGGCGGUAUCGGAUGAGGGGGUUUAGGUAAGGCCGGGCCACCGAUCUCAUAUAACCUCAAUCCCCCUUCAAUCCUCCAUCAGCCCCAUCUACCCCACCACACCCACACCAUACUCCAUCCGAAACUUCAUCACCACAAAGCAGUCAUGGGCUUCACCAAGGAAAUCCUGUCCGCAGGCAACGGAGUCAACUUCCCCAAGAAGGGCGACAAAGUCUCUAUGCACUACACCGGAACCCUCGUCGACGGCAAGAAGUUCGACUCCUCCCGCGACCGCGGCCAGCCAUUCGUGACUGCCAUCGGAGUUGGCCAGGUCAUCGGAGGUUGGGAUGCGGGCGUUCCCACCAUGUCUCUGGGUGAAAAGGCCGUCCUUACCAUCACUGCUGACUCCGGCUACGGAGCUAGGGGAAUUCCCGGUACGAUCCCGCCGAACGCGACUCUCGUCUUCGAGGUCGAACUCCUCAAGAUCAACUAGUUUAGUGUAGUUGAACGUCAACCCUCAGUCAAACGGGCUCGCAGACUGUGUUGCUGAAUGAUUACGCCGAUAUCUUUUCUAUUCACAAUGUGAUUCUGUUCACGCCCUCGUCUGAUUUCCUGUCACUGAUACAACU